Molecule: messenger RNA, 913 nt
Organism: Dermacentor albipictus
Lineage: Eukaryota; Metazoa; Arthropoda; Arachnida; Ixodida; Ixodidae
Source: RefSeq, a predicted model, not a curated record
GAUGCUGCACGAGACGCUGCACGAGAGCAACCAGCCAACCGAGCGAGCAUCUCGGAGACCACGGCCCCUUCAGCCGCUUUGCAGCCCUUCACGCGUUCCCGGAUGCGAAGGCACCCCCGCGCAAGACGUCAACGGCGCGGUGAUGACGUCCGCCGACCAGCGUCGUUGUGCAUCCGACGUCGUGGAGACGGCGCGCAGCGGGCGUCGACCGACCGAGUUUCCCUCCGGCUGCGUGGGCGCCACAAGGUCUGCAGCAGGCCUCCUCGCCACGUCUUCCAGCGCAAGUGCCACCAUGACGCCACGUCGCGCUGCACUCUGGGACCCGCAUGCAGCACUACCUGGCAACUCCAAUGUGCUACCGUGCUUCUGGUUCCGGCACGAAAGGCUGCGCUCCUGCAGAGUCAUGCGGGCUUCGACCAACCAGCUUUCGCUCCGGCUGCCCGGGCGCCACAAGGACUGCAGCAGGUCUCCUGGCCACGUCUUCCAGCGCAAGUGCCACCAUGACGCCAUUUCGGGCUGCACUCUGGGUUCAGCAGGAGCAGCAGGUGGCCACUCCAGCAUCCUACCGUGCUUCUGGCUCCGGUACGCAAGUCCCUGCCCCUGCCGAGUGUUGUGUCCCGACCUGCCGGCGUGCUGGCCUUCGGCGACGCUGCGGUGGCUGCCCAAUGCCGGAGAAUCGCACGCAGCAGCAGCACCACGAGCAGCGCGCAGUUCGCCGGGUGCAUCGCUUGAUGCGGCUGUUUCACCUCCAGCGGUCCAGUGUUGCCAAACGAGGUCACGUGGCCUACUCUUUCUCUAGAAAGAGUACGCGUGCGCGGCCAGGACGUUUAUGUUAACGCUUUUGCUUUCGUAAUCCGUCAAUUUUGUUCUUCUACUUGGAUAAUUUAUCAAUAAAUGUGGUUUUGAUUGUCUA